AUUUUGCGGCACCGCCUAAAGUAGCAAAAACCGUCCCGUUUCGUGGGGGAGUUGGCUUUGGUCAGCAGUCAGCACCCCAACAAAGACCCAACUUCUCAUUUCUCCAUCUUUUCGGACUCUCUCUGUUUCUCUGAACCAAAAGGGAAAGAAACCCAAACCCCCCAAAAGAUGCAUCGAUCAUCAAGCAGUUCUCGAGUCUCCGAUGAGUUCUUCCUCAACUCAUCCCCACCCCAAUCACUGGGUUCCAAGCAACCAUCCUCGGAGACGGUUCCCCUGAAUCCGCAAGAACUGCCUAUGUACAACCCCUUGUCAGCCGCCGCCAAGAAAGAAAGGUCUCGACUCAGAUCUGCCGAGAACGCCAUCCACAUCAUCCCUCUCGUUCUCGUUCUUUGUGCUAUCAUUCUUUGGUUCUUUUCCAGCCCAGAAUCAAGGGUUUGAAGAUUGAUUGCAAAAGCAAGGGUCUUUAAUGGAGGUGAAGGAGGAGUUUUAAUUCCAAAAAACAAAGCAAGACAGAGUGUGCUCAACCUAUGACAUUAUCAAAGAAGGGCAUCUAACUUGUUUCUUGUCAGAGAGACAGGUAGAUAUUCAUUUGAUUAUGGAACUCCAUUUAGAUGCUUGUAGAAUUGAAAUGAUUUCAUAGAUGUUGGGAAAUAUAUGCUAGGGAUAGAAACCAAAAUGAGGGUCUUUUAUAACAAAAUAAUUAAAUAUAAAAAGAGUAUGGAAAACAUAUUAUUUAUGAAAA
This is a messenger RNA of Gossypium raimondii (Peruvian cotton), 742 nucleotides long. RefSeq lists its product as hypothetical. NCBI's taxonomy places the organism in Eukaryota, Viridiplantae, Streptophyta, Magnoliopsida, Malvales, Malvaceae. The record is from RefSeq and is a predicted model, not a curated record. The coding region runs from base 169 to 438 and encodes 89 amino acids. The transcript is spliced from 2 exons.